UAAUGAAAUUGUCUCUCUGUCGGAAUACUGGAAUGCCGAUCUCAAUAAUGUCCGCUUCAUUGACAUGAGUUGGAACAAUAUCUCCAACAUAGAGAAAAGACAGUCCAACUACAGCUAUUGGGGUGGGCCUACAGAUCUUGAUAUUCCGCUGACAUGUGGAAAUGAAUCAUCAAUGGAUGCAUUGCAUCUAAAGGCUGUCCCUUCACUGAAGUUCUUGGAUAUGUCCAGGAACCCGGUAGGAACUCUAUUACAUCGAGGCAUUUUUCAAGGUUUGGUAGAGUUACGCUACCUGAUACUUGCAUAUUGCAAUCUUAAAUAUAUUGAAGGGUCAUAUUUUACAGACCUCCUAUCCCUAAAGCACCUCAAUAUCUCCCACAACAACAUUGUUCGUCUAGAUUCUGAUGCCUUUAGUUCCAUUCCUUCGGUGGUAGCAAUUGAUGCAAAAUUCAACGCAAUGGAGUCUGUGGGCCCAUAUACAUUUGGCGGCAAAGACUUAUCCUUCGUUGAUCUUGGCGAAAAUGCUCUGCAAACACUUUCUCGUGAUGUGCUGCCAAAACGAUUCAGUGAAUUCAAACUGCGUCUUACCCAAAAUCCUUUGCUAUGUGACUGCAGGAUAACAUGGUUACAUAAGCUCAUUACAGAAGAACGCAUUCAAAGUGUUCCAAUGUCGUUUGUUGACAUCAUAGGAGUAAGAUGCGCAAACAUAAACGGUAGUCGACUGAGUUCCAUUCCGCUAAGCGACAUCCCUUGUGAUCCAUCGUUGAACCUUGACACGACCACGCCUCCUGCAAAUGAGAUCCCAAAGACGACAUCGCCCAAAAUUUUGACCAAGGGUAUUAUGUCUACAAAUGCACCGACUAUGUCAACGUUAGGUGACACGACCACGCCUCCUGCAAAUGAGAUCCCAAAGACGACAUCGCCCAAAAUCUUGACCAAUGGUAAUAUGUUUACAAAUGCACCGACUAUGUCAACGUUAGGUGACACGACCACGCCUCCUGCAAAUGAGAUCCCAAAGACGACAUCGCCCAAAAUCUUGACCAAGGGUAAUAUGUCUACAAAUGCACCGACUAUGUCAACGUUAGGUGAUGUAAACAGGGAAACAGGAGUGUCAUCAGCGUGCGGUCAAAACAAUGCCAUGCAAGACAAAGGAACUUCCCAAUUCUUCUCUUCUACCAACACUGUCUAUAUCACUGUUUGGCUGUUGUUGGCCGUAGUUGUCUUUUUAGCAGGAAAGCAACAGUGUGGACAGCAUUGCAGGAACAAAUUUAUUCGUGCGAGACCAGUCAUUUACCAGGAUAUCAACAGCGGUCUGGUUAUGAGACCUUCUCCCACAAGAUCCCCUUCUGUAGACUUUGACACCAAUCAUGUACAAACCAAUAGGAACCAUCCUCUGUCCGGACAUCGCAUACGUUUAGCAUCGCAGGACUUUAAACCUGCCCCUCCCCCACCGCCACCCCGGAGACGUGAAGAUUUGGGGCAAGCAAUCACUCAAACAUCCCCUCUAGAGGACCAUACUGAACAACGACUGAGGAACAAUCCUGUGCUUCAUAGCAAACGCGUUGUAAAGCACUCCUAUUUUUGCAACGGCCUUGGAAGUGUCCAGCACAGGGAUGGUUCAUUGACAGCUUUGACACAAGAUCUUGGAGAUGGGAACAACUGUAGUGAGGUUUUGGCCAAACCACGAGUCCCGCGUCACAUGCAUUUUCGGGACCAUGUCGCAACGGCUCCGGGUUGUCCACUUAAAACAAAAGUCCCAAGAAAUGAAUUUCAUUCUGCAGUCACGAAGGCAUUGAUUCGCGAGGAAGCCUCUGAUUUCAUAUGCGUCACGAGAGAAACAAAGGCAUCAAACUCAAACCUAACUGAGACCACUGAUGGUGGUGCUGAUCAAGAGGGCGCCCUAAUGAGACGACAGUAUUUCCUCGAUUCAAAUGGGAGCACCUGUGGAACGUCGAACAGCACUUCAUUGCGGGGUGACGACUUUGAGAGAGAUCGUGAAAGCCAUGAAAGCGGUGACGACGAUUAUGACGACACAUCUGGUGUAAUUAUAUAUCAUAUAAACCAGGAUGAGUUUGCAACUAGAACUACUGAUCCUGGUAUGCUAAUGAAGGAACUAGCUGUAUCUUCUUACUCGAGUGAAGACGACUUUGAUUGCGGUAUUCCAAACCCCGAAAUGGACUAUGAUGACAGCAUCGAAAUUGAGCUUGAAAGUGAGAAGUUAUCAAAUACUGUAUGUUCAUUUGGUUUGGCGGAUGACGAUAACCUAGUGUCAGAGUCAUUUAUCACUACCGAAGUCAUAUUCCAAGAAACUGCUGUGUAGGUCUUUGGUACAAGUAGUAGUGUAUUUACAGUAAUUUGUCCUCUUCACGGAUAGGGGUGAUGGCAAAACGUUAGAGCCAACAUGAAAUAUCGUUAUCAUUGAUUAUCAGCAAGAAUAAUGCUUCUCCAGGCUCUGAUGUGGGUGGAAUGAAAGCAUAGG
This is a messenger RNA of Strongylocentrotus purpuratus (purple sea urchin), 2476 nucleotides long. RefSeq lists its product as uncharacterized. The coding region runs from base 65 to 2317 and encodes 750 amino acids. The record is from RefSeq and is a predicted model, not a curated record. Lineage: Eukaryota; Metazoa; Echinodermata; Echinoidea; Camarodonta; Strongylocentrotidae. The transcript has a single exon. Gene Ontology annotation, cellular component: plasma membrane. Gene Ontology annotation, molecular function: protein binding.